AUGGCACAGGUUCAACAAGUGCCUCCGUCACCACUCAACGGUCACUCGGAAAAGAAUGGGAACGGAAUGAGCAUCGAGGAAGCUGCUACGUCAUCAUCCACCGCUUCUGGAGCCCUAACACAUCUUCAAAACGGAGUGAUGUUUCACACGACGCCUACAAAAGAUUUGAAUGGAGCGUCGACGUCGUUGAUGGUUGAAGCCGACGAUCUUCAGUUGUCACCUGGAGACUUGAGACGGAGGAGUACACGAGCGUCGGCGUUGAAAGCACAGGAAAAGAUCAAAUUGAAAGAUGAUAUCGUACAGGGACCACUGAAACGGGUGAACGAGGAGAAUGAGGAUGGAGAAGGAGGAGAAGAGGGGGCUGGGGGAGGAUCAGGAGAGAAAACAGAAGUAAAACCGAAGAAAAGAAGGUUAGAAAAUGGUCAAGAAUUCGAUCAGACGUGUUUCCGAUUUGGAUUACGAGCCAACGACGACGGUGAAGUCUAUGCGAUGACUGACGAGAGCGAGAAUUCAUCGAUUCAUGAGUCGGAAAUGGAAGUGGUACGACAUCACUACGAGAAGAUGAAGAAUCGAGAACCAGAUGCGGAGCAGUUGAAAGAACGGCUGAAAAUGAGAAAAGAAGCUGAGCAACUGUUACGAGAUGAGGAAGCCAAGCUGCAUGUGUUGAAGAGGAUGCGAGAGAGUCAAUCCAGGGCGAUUAAUAAGCUCGCCGCCGAAACGAAACAAUUGGAUAUGGAAGAAGCGGCGAAGACAGCGGCUGCAGCUCAUAAACCAGCACUAGCCCAGAAGCUAUCAGCCAACGGAAAGAACAUUGCUCAGCAGAAUGCGAGUAAAACAAUGGCGAGCCUUGCCAAUUUGACAGUACAACAACAGCUGGAUCUUCUCGGAAAACUGGCUGGACAAACGCCCGCAGCGAAACAAGCCUAUCUACUGGCGAAAAAGAAUCCAGCUCAGACGACGCAACUAUUCGCGCAGCUGAUAUCAAUGAACACGAAACAGAUUCAACAACAAAAAGAAGCGGCAGAGCAGGCGGCAGCUUCAUCGUCGACGUCAUCUGUGAAUCUACAACAACAACAAUCGAUUCCACAACAGCAACAUGUACAAAUCACUCAAUCCCAAAAGAUGACAAAUAAUCAACACACGCCCGCUCAACGAAUCGCUGCCGCCCGUAUUUCGUUCCGCGCUCAGGCUGAUAAGUCGUUGAUGAACAUGGCGACGCCCAGAGCCCAACCUCAUGAUAUCUGGUUUUUGCCAAAUCCAAAUGCAUCGGCUUUCAUGGCAUUGAACGGGUUGGAUCUGGUUGUUUCGGCUGUUUGUAAGGAUCGCACUGCUGAGAAGAAAUACGCGGGACCAGCGUACGAAUGCGAGGAGUGCAAAACGGAUUGGGCUCACACGUGGAAGAUGAUGGGUUCCGGAGACGACGUUCAUUUGUACUGCUCGGAAUGUGUCAGUACUGCACAAAAGAAGAAGAAUCGAAUGGAUCAGACGGCCCUUCUGAAGCGGGCAUUCCAGAAGAUUACACUUCAAGAAAAGGAAUUCGAGAAGCGAAUCGCCGAGGGACAACUGGAACAGAUGGUCGAGGCGAAAGCGGCCGCCGUCUCGUCGUCUAAUCAUUCGACGCAACAAAUUCCAACGUCAUCCACAGCUACGGUAUCAUCAACACCACUUGGACCACGACUACCACAAUCGGCAUCUGGAACAAGCACGCCUACGCAGGCUAUGAAGUCGUCGACACCGCUUUCAUCUGCAGCGAAAUCAAGCAGUUCGGCUGCGAAGAAGUCGAUGACACCACAACAGCAAGCGGCGGCGAUGAUGAAUCAGUUAAUGCAGAAUUCGAUGAAGAAUCCAAUGAUGCAGCAAAUGAUGCAGAUGUAUAUGGCUCAGCAACUGAAUGCGGUGACGGCUGGAGGACGAAAUGUGGCUGGAAAUAAUGGGAUGAAUAAUCAAAUGGCACUAAUCAUGGCGCAAGCGCAGGCUCUUCAAGCACAAGCUCUUCAGGCUCAAGCUGCACAACAGGCUCAGGCCGCACAGCAGGCCGCUCAACGAGCCGAAGCAGCGGAACGAGCCAAAAAGGCACAACAAGAGCAGCAGGCGGCAGUGGCCCAGCAACAUCAGACAGCCAUGCUUUUGGCCCUACUCGCUAAUUCGAACGGAAUGAAUCCUCAAGCAGUUCAACAAAUCAAAAACCUGACGCCCGCGCAGCAAAAGAUGAUAGUGGAAACGCUCAAGAAUCAACAGAGAAAAUGA
This is a messenger RNA of Caenorhabditis briggsae, 2247 nucleotides long. RefSeq names its product Protein CBR-DCP-66 (gene Cbr-dcp-66). Gene Ontology annotation, biological process: negative regulation of transcription by RNA polymerase II. Bases 1 to 2247 code for a protein of 748 amino acids. The record is from RefSeq and is a predicted model, not a curated record. The transcript has 8 exons. Gene Ontology annotation, cellular component: NuRD complex. NCBI's taxonomy places the organism in Eukaryota, Metazoa, Nematoda, Chromadorea, Rhabditida, Rhabditidae.